This is a messenger RNA of Mangifera indica (mango), 2016 nucleotides long. Its product is annotated as glutamic acid-rich protein-like. Lineage: Eukaryota; Viridiplantae; Streptophyta; Magnoliopsida; Sapindales; Anacardiaceae. The record is from RefSeq and is a predicted model, not a curated record. Bases 298 to 1917 code for a protein of 539 amino acids. The transcript has 3 exons.
AAUCUAGCGACUAUAUAUAUACACUGAUGUCGAUCACUGAUCAAAACAUUCCUCGAUGUUCUAACCCCUCAGAUUUGAAUAAGAGCAUCCUCGCUCCUUCCCUUCAAUCUCCCUUUCAUUUUCUCUCUCUCCAGCCACUUCACCUUUCAGCCUUUCUCUUCUCUUCUUGCUAAUUCAUUCUCAGUUUGACGUUGAAUCCUCUUAAACAUUGUCGUCGUCUUUCAUGGUGCUGAAAAUUUUAUCUACUUGAUAAAAAGAAAAAGUUUCACCUUUGUUUUAUUUGAUAUAUUUCUUGUGAUGAUGGCACAGAAACACUUACACGAGCUUCUACAAGAAGAUCAAGAACCGUUCGAACUCAAGAACUACAUUGCUGACAGGCGUUGUCAACUCAAAGGACCAUCGCCAAAUACUCAGUUACAGCUCAAGAAACGUAAACCCAUUUCACAAAAAUCAAAAUUUCCUUCAAAUUUUUGCCAGAAUGCUUGUUUUUUCUCCUUUCAUGACGAGCCAGAGCCCAGAAAAUCUCCGCCUUUUGAAUUUCCAUCUCCUGUUAAAAGCCCUUGUAGAAGUCCUAACAAUAUGUUUCCUCAUCUCCCGGCAAGAACCGCUGCUUUGCUUCUUGAAGCGGCUCUUAGGAUUCAGAAACAAAAAUCUCAAAACAAAAACAGCAGUGUUGGUUUAUUUGGGUCCAUAAAGAAAAAACUCAAGCAUGGAAUUGGAACGAGGAAGCGUGAAAGCUCUUCUGAAGGUAAUACGCUCUCAGUUAGGGAUAAUCUGAGAUGGGAUUCGAAGAUUAAGCAAGUUAAAGAACAAAUGAUGCGUGUGAAGGACAAAAGUGCUUUUAAGGUAAGAACAAAUGGGAGAGGCAGCAGUGCGGCUUGGUCUGAAAGUAAUAAAGACAAUCAAUCUUUAGAUUUGGAUUUAGAUACCUCAUGUAGUAGUCAGUUGUCCGAGAAUUUCGAAAAAGAGGUUGAAUUUGAUUGCAAUGAAAAAGAAAACAUAGAUUUUGCUUCUUGUGAGAAGCACUUCUGCGAAAGCCCUUUUAGUUUUGUGCUCCAAAGAAGUCCUUCCUCCGGUAGCCGGACGCCGGAUUUCUCGUCGCCGGCAACAUUCCCUAGUCGCCUCACCCACUCAAGAGAGGACAAAGAGAGUAAUCAUCAGGAGAUUGAGGUGUUAAAGAAAUUCCAAGUAGGAGCAGAAGAGAAAGAGGGAGAAGAAGAAGAAGAAGAAGAAAAGGAACAAUGCAGUCCUGUAUCAGUACUGGACCCUCCAUUUGAGGACAAUGAUGAAGGAAAUGACGAUGAAGAUGAAGAUGAAGAUGAUGAUGACCAUGUUGAUAUGGAAUGCAGCUAUGCUCUUGUACAGAGAACGAAGCAGCAACUAUUGCACAAACUUCAUAGGUUUGAAAGACUUGCAGAGUUGGAUCCUAUCAAACUCGAGAAAAGAAUGCUGAAACAAAAGGAUGAUGAAAAUGACUAUGAUAUCUAUGAGCUAGAUGGGGCAGAGGAAAAUGAAGAUUAUGAAAUAGAGUCCAGCGAGGGAGAAAAAAAUAUUGAUGAAUUUGUUAAAGAAGUUUCCACCAAAUUCAGCUUCAAUAACGUGCAUCAAAUUCCUGACGCGAUGAAGAGAUUGGUGAUAGAUAUAGUCACGGAGGAAGAAAAAGAAGAUAAUUGUUGUGUCAACAGAGAAGUAAUAGGGAAGAGGGUUUGUCGAAGGUUGGAGUUGCGGAAAGAAAAUGAAUCAAACACCAUUGAGAUGAUGGUGGAAGAAGAGCUUAGAAGAGAGGUUGAUGAUUGGAAUAAAUAUAAGGAGCAGGUAGGAGAAACAACAACAGAGAUUGAAAUUGCUAUACUUGGAUUAUUGAUAGAGGAAUUAUCAGAGGAGCUUGGUGAUUUCAACAAGUUCGUGGUUAUCUAAUUUAGCUUUUGAUUAGCAUUUCUAUUAAUUUUGUUCUGCGUAUGACACGUAUAAUUAAUGGUGGUCCUUAAUAUAUUAAAAAUUUAAGUUUUCACUUAA